CCCCUGGUAGAAAAUAUAUAUUUAGUAUCUAUUCGCUUAAACCCACUAAACCCUUAUAAAAACCCUGACUUUCAGGAGUGCAGAUUUUUCUGGGUUCCUUGCAAAAUUUCCAGAGAAAUCUCCUUACAUGGCGGCUCGGCUCGGCCUCCGUCUCAGAUCUCAUCUUUUGCGCAGCGCCGUAUUAUUCCAGUCCUCCCUUCGCCGCCAACCUCCGGUCCUCGCCGUGAUCGAAUCCCCGGCGUCGACUUUGUCCCAUGCUCGUGUCAUUGACUAUCCGUUCACCGCCUCUGGCCUCCGGUUCUUCUCUACUGGCGGUCGGCGCCGACCGGUCCGGUCUAAAAAUAUUGACAUCGGAGCGCGAGCUCGGCAGAUCCAGAACCGGCGGCUCUGGACCUAUUCCCUAUCCAUCGGCAGCGCCUCGGCGCUCAUUGUCCUAGUCUUGUAUCAAUUUCAAGAUCAAAUGGUGUUCUACGUGACUCCUACUGAUGCUCUGGAGGAAUACGCUAAGAAUCCUUCCAAAAACAAGUUCAGAUUGGGCGGUUUGGUGCUCGAAGGCAGCGUGAAGCAGCUGGUGUCGUCGCCGGAUAUGGAGUUCGUGGUCACAGAUCUGAUCACUGACAUUUUGGUACGGUACGAUGGGGCCUUGCCGGACUUGUUCCGUGAGGGACAUUCGGUGGUGGUGGAAGGGUUUGUGAAGCCAUUCACGGAUGAAAUCCGGAAGGACGAGUCAGCAAGGAGUGUCGCCGGGAAGGCGAGAAGCAUAGAUUGUUAUUUUUCAGCGAUUGAGGUGCUUGCAAAGCAUGAUGAGAAGUAUAUGCCUCAAGAAGUGGCAGCGGCUAUAGAGAGGAAUAAAAAGAAACUUGCGGAGAUGGCUGAAGAGGGGGAGACAGCUACAAGCUCAUAGAUUAAUGGGUAUGAUUUGAUUUUCUUGUUUCUGAGCCGUACCCAAUUCUGAUACUCGAAUACAUACUUUACUUGAGGUUUCAAGUAAAGAUUUUGUUGUUGUAAUGCAACAUUAAUAAUUCUUUAUUGGUGAAUUCUGUGGUAUGGAUAAUGAAUAAAUCUGAUCAAUGAUCAGAUAUUGAUGA
Molecule: messenger RNA, 1088 nt
Organism: Vitis vinifera (wine grape)
Lineage: Eukaryota; Viridiplantae; Streptophyta; Magnoliopsida; Vitales; Vitaceae
Product: cytochrome c-type biogenesis protein CcmE-like
Exons: 1
Coding region: 128-904 (258 amino acids)
Biological process (GO): cytochrome complex assembly; protein-heme linkage
Cellular component (GO): plasma membrane
Molecular function (GO): heme binding
Source: RefSeq, a predicted model, not a curated record